Messenger RNA from Stegastes partitus (bicolor damselfish), 1463 nucleotides. It is a transcript of the gene lyve1b, whose product is annotated as lymphatic vessel endothelial hyaluronic receptor 1b. The transcript has 6 exons. Bases 35 to 1204 code for a protein of 389 amino acids. Gene Ontology annotation, biological process: cell adhesion. Gene Ontology annotation, cellular component: plasma membrane. The record is from RefSeq and is a predicted model, not a curated record. Gene Ontology annotation, molecular function: hyaluronic acid binding; transmembrane signaling receptor activity. Lineage: Eukaryota; Metazoa; Chordata; Actinopteri; Pomacentridae.
UUCGCCCGCUUCAGUUAUAUUUUUCGUACAAAACAUGGCAAGACUUGGUUGCUUCACCCAUCUUUUACUUUUGUUGUUUGCAGCAUUUUUGCUGACCUCUGAGUCAAGUCUCAACAAAGCCGCCCCUCAGAGUUCCAGAGUUGCUGGCGUUUUCAUGCUUAAUCAAGAAGGAACAUACACCUUGAACUUCACUGCUGCCAGAGCAGCCUGCCUGCUUCUGAAUGUCACCAUGGCAACCAGAGCCCAGAUGAAGCGAGCAGUACAGCACGGACUGGAGACGUGCAGAUAUGGCUGGGUAGCUGAACAGAUUGCGGUUAUCCCACGAGUGAUAUCCAACAAAAACUGUGGACAAGGCAAAACUGGUGUGGUGACGUGGCAUGCAUCAGCAGAUACAAAAUUUAAUGUCUUCUGCUUUAUUGCAUCAGAUUUGGAGGAAACUGAGAAAACAUCAACACCCAGCACACAAUCCUUCACAUCUUCUGCCACACUGACAGCUUCAACUCAAACCUCAACACUUGCCACACCGUUGGUCAGAUCAACACCUUCAGUCAGAUCAACACCUUCGGUCAGAUCAACACCUUCAGUCAGAUCAACACCUUCGGUCAGAUCAACACCUUCGGUCAGAUCAACUACCAAGUCAACAAUAAAGCCGAUAAUAACUGAAUCCCCUGAGCAGACACCCUCAACUUCUUCAUCUGCUCUCCUGGUUGAGACAACGCCUUCAACUAGGAUUUCCUCCUCCGCUUCCUUUUCCCUUAAACCUUUCUCCACCCAUAUUCCUGCUUCUCUUCCUCACCUUAUCACCUCAAAACCAACUGUUGUUAGUUUUGCCUUUUCUGCUUCCGUUCAUACCUCCAAUUUCUCUGUUUCCUCCGAGUCAGUGCUGCCUCAGUCUGUGAGCUCUGCAAAACCUUCUCUAGGAGUUGUACCUACUGCACUCAUCAUUCUUGGCAUCAUUGUCCUGCUCCUGACAGCAGCAGGUGUUAUGUGGCACUACAAACUGAAUAUUUUGAGCUGUUGGUCUCUGCAGCAGCAGAGGGAUGACAUAGAGACAGAGAUGUGGAAACACACCGACAGUGAGAUGGAUCUACACAGCCAAUGUGCAGCAGAGGACGAUGAUGAGGAAGAAGAAUCGUACAGGAAGUACUCCAGUGAUAUUACGCUGUGUGUGCAUCCAGACAUCAAAGCAAACUUCUUGGAGUAGCUUUGAGACACUUGUUUAGGAGUUUUGGAAAUUAAAUGAAUGAAUAGCAGAACAACAUUGUUUCCUAAUGGAUGCCAGUCUAUGUCAGAAAUAAAUAGAAGUGCUUUGAUUGGUAUUUUAUGAAAGUAAUUGUAAAUAUGCACAUUUAGUACGUUGGAGUCACAUCAUGAGCUGCAGGACUCCUUGUUCUUCUUGUGGUUGAAGAUGGCUCGAUAUAACUUGUGGCCUUUCUGUCUAUAAACACAUACUGAGAUUGUAA